Stylonychia lemnae is the source of this 3792-nucleotide messenger RNA. The record is from the annotation of a GenBank genome assembly. Lineage: Eukaryota; Ciliophora; Spirotrichea; Sporadotrichida; Oxytrichidae.
AUGUUAGAGAUUAAAAAUUAUUUGCAAAAUGAAAAAUGUAAAUUCGAGUAAGGGCUCAACAGUAUUCUCCCCUGGCACUAAAUCUUCAAGGCAAACUUCCAAAUCAACCUCUCAUGCUAACUCUGUGAAGGAAACUCCAACAAAUCAUGUAUCUUCUACAAAACACCCCUAAAACUCUGUUUCUAAUAAUCUUGGUACUCAGAAGUAGUAAUAGGCAAUCAGAGUAGUCGCUCCAAUUAAAUGUACCAGCCAAUACUAAGAUCUAAAGAAGGAUCAGUAGAUAAUAAAAUCUAGACAAACCUUAGCAAGAAAUAAGGAAGUUUAGUAAGAGAUACCAAAGUGGAUAAAAGAGCACCCGUAGCAGGAGGGAAAAUAAGUUCUAAUAAUAAGCCAAUGAACGAAUCUACUUUUAACUACGAAGAAGUUUAGAAUUAAAGAUCUAGAGGCAACACUCCUAACUAGACGAAUAGAAGACUUCAUGAAGAAUUCGUAGUCAAUAACAUUAUUCAUGAUGAGCAAAUAAUUGAAGUCAAAUAAGACUAAGAUACUUAAGAGUCCGAUCAUGAGGAAGCUGAAAGAAGAAUAAGACCCUCAGAUGAGGUCUAAUACUCCUCUCACCAAUCGUAGAAUACCCAUGACAACAGAGGGAGCCUGUAAUAGCAUUUAUACAUGAAUGAAAAUCAUGCUAACUCGGAUUUCCCAAAUGGGACAAAGUCAUUUCAGGUUAUGCAAGAAGCUUAGAAAAGCAGUGGCGGGCAUGUUAACGAUUACAUGGUAAUAGAUGAUUACAACAGUCAUCAGCAGUUUGAGAUCAUCAAAGAGGAAGUUAAAGAUGAUGUCAGUCAUAUAUAUGAAACGAGAGACAGAUAGAAUUCUGACCUAAAGAGAUUUGUCAAUGACGAAGAUUGCUAGGACAAGCCAGCAUUGAGAAUUAAUUAGCAAAAGGCUAACUUCAACCCUAACUCCUUCAGUCCUUCAAUAAAGUUUGAUGAGGAUAUCACUUAUGAGAAAGAUCAGAACCUUCGAUAUCAAAACCACUUUAACGAUAUUAACUCUGAUCACACUAGAAAUCAAAGAGAUCAUUUCAAUAUUUUGGAUGAGUCCUCCUUGAAAGGAUCUAACUUCUUUAUUUCAACCUAAAAUAUUGCACCAGAAAUGGGUAGCCCUGAGAGCUUCGGAUCUCCUGUGAAGCAAGUAGAUUAAGACCGAAAUGUUCAGAUGCUUCAGCAGAGAAAGGAAUAAGUGAUACAGCAAGCACACAUACUUAGUUUUUCAGACUAGAAUCAGAAUCAUCAUAUAGAAUACCCUCCUUUGCAACAGAGAGAAUCAAUUGAAUUAAUAAAUAGCAAUCAUCAAAGCAGAGUAGUUGCCCAGAAUGACAUCGAUGGAAAUAUGCUUAUGAAUAGCAUGAGUUUAGGCAACCUAGCUAAUUAUAGUUAGAGCUAGGUUAAUUAAAACAAUAACUUGAAUAACAAUAACUACAACAACCAGAUUAAUAUGAAUCUAAAUAGUGCCGCUAAUAUCAAUAAUAUUGAGAGGUCUAUUUCUCCUACUAUGUCUAUGUAGCAGAGAAGACUAAAUGAAAUACUUAAGUCAUCUUAAUCUGAUACUCAUUCAUUGAAUACUUCAGUUCAAUAGGAUAGAAUAGAUGAUAAGCAGUUGAGUGGUAUGCUUGAUCUGGAGAAGAACUAUGUGAUUAUGCAAUAUGAGAAUAUCCUUUAAUAGCUGAAUUUUGAGUUUCAAAAAUUACUGUAAAAGGCUAAAGAGUCAGAGGAGGCCCUAUAAUAAAAGGAUUCUGUGAUCAAGACCUAAUCUAGAAUUCUAUCUGAGAAAGAUGAUCAGUAGUUCUAGUUGGAAUAGAUCAACAGAUAGCUAAACAGCCAAGUUUAAGACCUGCUUCAAGAGCUAGACAUUAUGACUUAGAGCCAGCAGCAAUUGGCAGUGCAACUCACUAAUAGUCAAGCUGAUUAGCCACCUAGUGAAAGCUGGAGACUAGACAAGGAAUUCUUAGAGCAGAGAAUAUAGACUCUGUAGGGCAAAGUUAACUUUGCUGAUCAAACUGAGCGAGACUUAAGAGAUUAGAUUGAGAUGUGUCAGGCUAAACUGAGGGCAUCUGAGUCAAAACUUAGAGGUAAAGAGGAAGAGAUGUUCAGUAUACUCAGAGAAAAUAAUACCCUGCAGAGAGAUAUUUAGAACUUGAAGGAGAUUGAAUACCAAAUAAAAUAGGAAAUUCAGGUCAGUAAUAGCUAGAGAUUGAUGACAGAGAAUGAGGUGUAGGAGUUGAAGCAGUAAUUCACUAAUUUGUAAAUACAGCAGAGAGUCAGAGACUAGGAAUUAGAUCAUUUGAUUAGAGAAAAUAGAAAUCUGAGAGGUACUAUUGAAUUGCAGUAGCAUAGCUACAAUGAGGUAAUGAUGGAACUAGGCUCUACAAAAUAAGUUGUUUCAGAUAUGGAGAGGACUAAACUUCAAAUGCAAAAUCAUAUUGAGAAGUAAGACCGAGAAGGUCAGAGUCUUAAAUAAGAAGUCAAAAGGUCUCAAUUUGCAAUUGAACAAGAAAAGAGCAAAGUUGAGGGAAUUGAGGAGCAUUACAAGCAAGAGAUUCAAAAGCUUAUCCAAUAAAGCCUUAAUCAAAAGAAAUGGGAUCAACAGUAGUGGGAAAAGUAGUAGAAGCAGAGUUUGUAUGAGCAAGAGUAACAGUAAAAGUCACUAUAACAGCAAUCUAAGAAUUUCCAAGAUAAACAACUUAUUAAUAUGGGUGAGGACUUUAACUACAGGACAUAGUAGAAUUUAAACAACACAAUUACCUUUAAAGACUAAAAUGAAUUCAUUAAAAGUCAAUAACCAUUGCAGGAUAAUCGAAGUACUUAUUACAGCCCUCAAAGAAAUUAGAGAGGGUAACCAUAGUAAAAAAUAGAAACUUAAUAUUCUCCAAGAGAAAAUAACGAGACUUCUAAGCAAGCUAAAAAUAAUACAGCAUGGCCCUAUCUAUUUGGAGGUCAAUAAAGCAAUCAAAAUCAGCCACAGUAGCAGACUAAGCAUUAGCAGUACUAGGAUAAGGUGCCAAACUAUCCACCUCCAAAGCAACCUUACAUUGAGAAGACUUUGAUAAAUUUGCAGAAUCAGCAAAAGAAUAACUUGAACGAUAAUUUAAGUCUUACAAGAAGACCUAAUGUGCCAAACAAAAAUGAAUCUCAACUACAUUCAGUAUUCUAAUGGGAAAAUGACUAGAACUCAAGGAAUGUAUUAUCAGUAGGAUCUAGAUCACUUGAGAAGAGUGAUAACUCAUUGAUGGCUAACUCACAGUCAAAUAAGAAUUUCUACAACUAGAAUGAGCAGCAACAGCCUUAAAAUAAUAGAAAUCAAGGAAAUCAUCAGAGUUCUCUAAGUGCGAACUUUGACUAAUAAAACAUUAAUCAAUAUAAAUCUAAUACUGGUGGUGGUAUUAAUUUCAAACAGCUAAGAUAACAGCUAGAUUAAGAUCUUUAACCAGCUGGCAAAAGAUCUACUAUUUAGAUGAUGCAAAGUCCGCUUAACGGAAGAAACUAGAAUCAUGAAUAGUAAAUAUCACAUCUUUAGAAUUCGCUCAGUGCAUUGCAGAUGGAUAAAGAAAGAGUAAGCAUAAUUUAAAAAUAUAGAACUUUUUAUUAGGUGGAAAAUGAAUAUCGUAAGAUUGGUCACCCUAAAAAUAAGUUACAAAUUGGUAAGAAAUAGGAACUGGAACUGGAAGUAGAAAUUAUUGACAAGAACAUACAAAAUCUGAGAUAGAAGUUGCGAGAGAUGCAUGCUCUCUGA